GUUAACUAUAGCACAAAUAAAUUUUGCAGCUGAAACCAAGCAGAAGGGUUUUUCUCUCUGCUUGUAGAAAUGGUUUGCUUUUGCUUUCUAGUAGACCAGCGGAGGAAGGUGUGGCGGAGCAAGCCGGUGGCGGGGUCAUGUUCGCGGUGCGGGCGUGGAGCAAGUGUGGCUGAUAUCAGAACGUCAACGAGGUUUUGUUACGUUCCGUUUUACUGGAAAUCUUGGAAAGCUGUUAUGUGUACUUUCUGUGGAGCUAUUCUUAGAUCUUACAGAUAAAUUUUGCUGCUCAUAUACAUGAUGAUUUAUAAAGCUAGCUCUGUGUUUUUAUUUCUAAUUAUCUUUCUGUAUUAUUCUGAGUUCAUGGACUCAAUAGACUUCUUCUGACUUCUGAGGUUGAGAACUUGAGAUGAUCAAAGAGGGCGUUUCUGCUUUCUACAAU
Messenger RNA from Argentina anserina (silverweed cinquefoil), 439 nucleotides. RefSeq lists its product as uncharacterized. The record is from RefSeq and is a predicted model, not a curated record. The coding region runs from base 70 to 276 and encodes 68 amino acids. The transcript has a single exon. NCBI's taxonomy places the organism in Eukaryota, Viridiplantae, Streptophyta, Magnoliopsida, Rosales, Rosaceae.